GCCCCCUCCCCUCUUGCUUCCGAUACGGAAGCCGAGAGGCGUCGACGCCGCCGCCGCUUUUCAGCCCAGAGCUAGAGCUGGGCCGGGAGGGCCGCCCAGCCGGGCUGGCGGCGGCAGCAGCGGCAGGAGGGGGAAAAUGGCGGCGCCGCUGCUGUCCCUCUCCGAGGGGGAAGGAGCCCGGGCGCGGCGGCGGGAGCAGCUCCGAGCCUGGGCGGAGGCCGAGGCAGCGGCGGCGGCGGCAGCAGCAGCGGCUGCUUCUCUGUGCCCGGCCCCGCCUCCUCCGGGGCUGCCGGUGGCGGCCGAGAGCGAGGCUGUGCCCGCGGCGGGGAUGGGCUCCGGGUCCGGCGGCGGCAGAGGGCUUCGGCCCCGCGCCGUCCGCUUCGAGGCGGCCGCCGAGUUCCUGGCCUGCUGCGCCGGGGCCGAGCUGGAAGCGGCGCGGGAGAUGCUCAGCGCCGACCCGGGCGCCGUGAACGGGACCAACGCGGACGGCAUCAGCGCCCUCCACCAGGCCUGCAUUGAUGAGAACAUGGAGGUGGUGGAAUUUCUGGUGGCAAACGGAGCCGACGUGAACCAGGCUGACAAUGAGGGCUGGACUCCGCUGCACGUCGCUGCUUCCUGCGGCUACAUUGAGAUUGCACAAUACCUCUUGGACCACGGUGCCAACAUUGCUGCAGUGAACAGCGACGGGGACGUGCCAUUGGACAUUGCGGAGGCUGACAACAUGGAGGCCUUACUGCGUUCGGAGAUUGGGAAGAGAGGGAUAGAUGUAGAAGUAGCCAAGCGAGAGGAGGAGGAGGUGAUGCUUCGUGACGCACGCCAGUGGAUGAACGGUGGGAAAAUCUCUGACGAGCCGCACCCCAAAACAGGGGCCACGGCCCUCCACGUGGCAGCUGCCAAAGGCUACAUUGAGGUCAUGAGGCUGCUCUUGCAGGCUGGAUAUGACCCCAAUGUGCAGGACAAAGACGGCUGGGCUCCCUUGCAUGCGGCAGCCCACUGGGGAGUGGAAGAGGCCUGUCGCCUCCUGGCAGAGCACUUCUGUGACAUGGAGGCACUCAACAACGUGGGCCAGCGUCCCUGCGACCUUGCGGAUGAGGAUACUUUGGCUCUGCUGGAGGAUCUCCAACGCAAGCAAAUCGACCUACGCAGCAAGAAGGAAGCUCACCUGAAGCAGGCAGUGAUUGACACCAGCUUGGAGCAGCCCCCAUCGUACACAAGCAAGCACCGGAGGAGCUCUGUGUGCCGCAUGAGCAGCAAGGAGAAGAUCUCCGUCCAGGACCAGUCAAAGGAGCGCAAGACCCUGGGGACCAUUGCCGUCGGCGAGGAGGAGACCAGCUCUGCCUCGGAGGGGGAGGAGACGCCGCAAUCCAAUGAGGUGAAGGCCGCUCCCCCAACGGACAACAGUGCAGUGAAUGGCGUCUCCGUGACCCCUGUCAGCCCUGUGUCCCCCAGUCCCAUGGGGCAGAAGUUCUCUGGAGGCUCCAGCCGCACCAUGGAGCCAGAGGACACGGCAGCUCCUGCCAUCUGGAAGCAGAGCCUACGGAAGACCAGCAGCUUUGGGGUGCUUCAGGAUGCAAAGCUGGAGGAGGAGGCAGCUGCCAAGGAGGGCAGUGGCAUCAAGCGGUCGGCAUCCAGCCCCAGGCUUGAUACGGAGGAAAAGCAAGACAUCCGGGAGCUCUUACGGAAGUGGAACAAGAACCCCAUUGGCCCAGGGUUAGCCAAUAGGAGCACAGCUUCUGAGCCAGCGGGUGAUGCGAGCAAAGAGCCACGCCUGGCCCGCGUAACUCCGACCCCGACUCGGCGGAUAUUUGCCCUCCCAGACACGGAGCCCCAUCGGGAUCCCAGGCGAGCAAACUUAGAAGGUGGCCUUCAGAUGAAGAUAGACACAGCCCUUGCCCCACACCAGCCCCCUUCUUCCACUGCCAUCAGCUCUGGCAUGGAUCCCCGGGACCGCCGAAGGUCGUACCAGACGCCCGUGCGGGACGAAGAGUCAGAGUCCCAGAGGAAGGCCCGUUCGAGGCUCAUGAGGCAGUCCAGGCGUUCCACGCAGGGUGUCACCCUCACGGAUCUGAAGGAGGCUGAGAAGACCAUGGGCCGGGCUGGGGACUCCAGAGCAGUCCCGGAGCAGCGAAAUAAGGAGGACGAGAAGCAUGACAGAGAUGGAGAGCAGCAGUCCCAGGAGACUACGGACUCUUCUAGAAGAUUCCGGCUUCCGAGUUCAGAAGGUUCUUCGGUUUAUACUGUGAAUCCGUUAGUGGUGAAUUCGCAGCCCAGAAAAGUCUCAGAAGCCGAGGAUACAAGCUCAGAGGCAGAUUCGGAUCUACGGAACAGACUCGCCAUCAGGGACCGCAGGAAAGGCCGACGGAUCGUCUCCGGACUAGGAGGGAACUCGGAGGGUGAAGAUGAUGAAGACAGUGAGCAAGUCAACAAUGAAGAUCCAUCAGGACAUGGCAGCGAACACCUAAACAGCGUCCUGUCAAACCGGACAGCUCCCUACAGCUGCCAGAGACAGAACAGCAAUUUGGGCUGCAAAGAGGAACCUGAUCACUAUUACAAGAAACUGUAUGAAGAUCUCGUGAUCGAGAAUGAAAAACUGAAGGAGCAGCUACAAGAAGCACAGCUACAGCUGACGCAGAUCAAGCUGGAGCUGGAAAGAGUGACCCAGAGGCAAGAGCGUUUCGCUGAGCGGCCGGCUCUCCUAGAGCUGGAGAGAUUUGAACGCCGAGCUUUGGAGAGGAAAGCAGCAGAGCUAGAGGAAGAAUUGAAGGCUCUUUCGGAUUUGAAGGCAGACAACCAGCGUCUCAAAGACGAAAACGCCGCUCUAAUCCGUGUGAUCAGCAAACUCUCCAAGUGACCGCCGCUGCCACCGCCCCCGACUCCUCCCCCCCCCCCCGGGGAGGGGAGAUGCAGGGGCCUUAUUCCGCACCCCACCUCCUUGUGUACCAGAUCCUCAAUCGGAACAGGAGACAUAACGCAAGGCUAGGGAUGGCCAACUCCCUCUUCACCACUCAAAACACUCCAAACGUGGGGGAUUCUGAGCCUCAGCCAAUCAGACACCCAUCAUCCAUUGUUUUACACAGAGGGGCCAAGUUUUUCUCACCAGAUGUGAUGUCUCCAGCCCAAUGUCCUCCCCAUCCCCUCUCCCCACCCCACCCUCCCUCCUCCUCUCCAGAGACAGUAUUUAUUUUGUGGCUUCCUUUUAAAAGUGAUGCUAUUUGCUUGUUGCUUUUCCUUUAACGAACAAAGGGAGAGGGAAUGACGGGAGCCAGUCUUUCUGGGGGCUCAAGAGGAGCGAGGGGGGCCUUGAUGUCAUUCUCCUGACAGCAGGCAAAUAAGCGUUUGCUUUACAGGUUGGGAAGUUUUUUGAGGCUGUGGGCAAAGUUGAGUUGACAGGGGUUCCCUGUUAACCGGCAGGAUAUCUUGGGUCAUCGGUGUUGCUCGUAGCUUUGGCCCCAUAGCUCUGCAGCUCAGGAGCGCCGCUAUCUCAAGGCUGCGUAAGGGAAAUGGUGGCAGGACUCAGUCCAAGCACCCACUCACAUCCUGCCAAAACAAACCAAUGCAUUUGACAAUUGGGUUAGUUCUCCCAAGAGGGCAGCAGAGUUGAAGGUGGCAGCCAGGUUUUAGAGCCGAGGCUGGCAGCUGGUCUGGAAGUCGGAGAACUUGAGCAGACGAGUUUAAAAAUGGGAUGUGGUAGCCCUGGGUGUGUGGGUGUGUGUAUGUGCAUGUACGAGAGCGAGAAAGAGAAGCGCCUUAGCACUGUUUAAUCAGCGGGGAAUUGUGGGUAACGGUUGGGGGUUUUUUUAUGGUCUUUUGGGGUUGGCUGCCACUCUCUAGAGCCAGACGGACAGGAGAGUUCUGCGGCGGCAUUAAUUUAGGAGCCGAGAUAGUAUUGCCUGUGAAGAUGAGGCUAUUAAGUGCCAUAGCUUGGGGUUGGGGGAGACAGCUGCAGGGGUGGGGCUACAUGGGGAGGGUCUAGAUCUCUGCUCCUGUUCUUCACUUCCCUCAGCAUCUCGAUUUUUCAGGUGCGAGUGUGGCUUGGUCCCUUCUCGGAAACUCCAGCGUCCUAUAGCGUCCAGCCUGGCUCUGAAGGAUGCUUCUAGUGUUCCCUUGCCUGAACCUGAGGCCGAAUCCCAGGGAAACGGUCUCAUUCCCCUUCCCGCUGUCUGGACAGUGCCCCCCUCCCCACAGCCUUCUGCCAACGCCCAGUCCCGCUGUGAGGAUCUCCUAGACGUCUAUAACCCUGGGCUGUGCAAUGGACAGCAUUGGCCAUACAAGUCCACAUUUGUCAUUGUCCCAUUUGCCAGUUCCUCCACUCCUCCUCUUCCAGGACCUGUGCCUCCUUGACCUCUCGUAUUCCGGUUUGUUGGAUUCUGCCGCCGCCGCUUUCCUAGAGGAUGCAUUGGGGUGGGGGUGGGGGUGUCCAUUUACACGGCUCUCCUCCAUCCCUCUUCCUGCACGCACACAAUCAAAUAUUUUCAAUGUUAAAACUGAGGGCUAGAAGUACUUCCAAGUGAAACUGAGGGCUAGAAGUAAUUCCAAGAGAAACGGGUCCAAAGUACUACCCUGAAAAUCCUGUCUGUGUGUGUGUGUGUUGUUUUUUUCCUGCGCUAUCAUGAGCCAAGAUUUCCUCCGCCAAAAUAAAUAAGUCCCUUCUUUUCUACCAUGUCACCCCUUUCUCUUUUCUUCGCCCACCCCUUUUUAUUUUUAUUUUCUCUCUCUCUCUCCACCUGCCCUGAUCUGUGAACUCCCCCUCCCCAAACAUAUCUGUACAUAACAGAAGUAUUUUCUAUAUGGUUGCAUCGCCAAGAAAAAAAAAACAAGAAGAAAAAAAUGCAGAAAAACUUAAAUGUGCAAUAUCGCAUGAGUAUUUUUUUUCCAAAGAAGUCUCUAUAUUGUACUUGUUUAUUCAGCAGCUCAGCUGCAUAUGUUUUAAAGAACAGGGAAUUGAAAUUACCGUGUUGAAUAUAAUUAAAAAUAAAAAAGAUUGCUCCUUA
Podarcis raffonei (Aeolian wall lizard) is the source of this 4991-nucleotide messenger RNA. It is a transcript of the gene PPP1R12C, whose product is annotated as protein phosphatase 1 regulatory subunit 12C. Gene Ontology annotation, biological process: signal transduction. NCBI's taxonomy places the organism in Eukaryota, Metazoa, Chordata, Lepidosauria, Squamata, Lacertidae. The transcript is spliced from 23 exons. Gene Ontology annotation, cellular component: cytoplasm. Gene Ontology annotation, molecular function: enzyme inhibitor activity; protein kinase binding; phosphatase regulator activity. The record is from RefSeq and is a predicted model, not a curated record. The coding region runs from base 137 to 2851 and encodes 904 amino acids.